This is a messenger RNA of Tripterygium wilfordii, 1139 nucleotides long. RefSeq names its product thylakoid membrane protein slr0575. Lineage: Eukaryota; Viridiplantae; Streptophyta; Magnoliopsida; Celastrales; Celastraceae. The coding region runs from base 130 to 924 and encodes 264 amino acids. The record is from RefSeq and is a predicted model, not a curated record. The transcript has 9 exons.
GGAGUUUUGGCGGUUGAGGGAUGAUUUGGGUUUUGGAUCACAAAGCUGUAGGCCUCACAUUUCCUCUCCGAAACUAAAAGGAUUUUAACAGAACGAAGGGGUUUGUCAAGUUUUAGAGAGACAACGCCAAUGAAAGCAAUAUCACCGUUGCCACCGGCGGCAGCCGCUAGCGCAACCGUAUUCCACUCCCACUAUCUUCGUUUCCAUGGCCAAUUUAGGAUCCGGAGCGCAGAACGACGCCGUUUGAAGAUGAAAAUAGCUUGUACUGCCAAAGCCACUGGUUCGGCCUCGGCUUCUACUGAGAAAACUAUUGUCACCGAUUCCGAAUUCUCGCUUGCUAAAGUCUCAUUCGGUGCCAUUGGUCUUGGCGCUGGAGUUUCACUCUUGUCGUAUGGCUUCGGGGCUUAUUUUAAUAUUCUUCCCGGAUCAGAAUGGUCAGCAAUAAUGUUAACAUAUGGCUUCCCACUUGCAGUAAUUGGUAUGGCUCUUAAGUAUGCUGAACUCAAACCAGUGCCAUGCUUGACUUAUUCUGAUGCUCAGAUGUUAAGGGAGACAUGUGCCACUCCAAUUCUUAAACAGGUAAGGAAUGACGUUAUACGAUAUAGAUAUGGAGAUGAGCAACACUUGGAUGAGGCAUUGAAACGGAUUUUCCAAUAUGGUCAGGGUGGUGGAAUUCCACGGAGGAGUGCUCCUAUUCUGCAAAUGAUUCGUGAAGAAGUUGUGGAAGAUGGCAAAUAUUGUCUUGUGCUUGUAUUUAAAGCCAAAGAUCUGCAAUUGUCAGAUUUUGAGAAAAGACAGGCAAAAUUAGCUUCAUUUUUUGGACCGGGCAUCUCAGCUGAAGUUGGACAAGGAGAAAACAAUCUGUUUGAAGUACGACUUAUUUCUGAGACAAAAUCCAAUGCAUCGUCUUCAGGAAAUGUUUAACAGGAUUUCCUCGUCUGCUAUCCAUCUUGGUUUUUCCUCAUUAGUCUACAAACAAUUGCAUGUGAAAUUCUAUAUAAUUUGUUGAUUCAGUUUGUUACACACCCCAAUGUCCAUAUUUAAUUGCGAGUACAGUGAUCAUCAUUUUGUAGCAAGAAAAAGUCCUUGAAACCUUAUUUGAGAGGUUUUAUCGUGUGAUUGGCACUCUCUUUCAACUU